ACUCAUUCUAACUUCAAGGAGCAGACGGAGGAGACGUGAAGUCUGAGGCUGUGCUCCUGGAGCUCCUCCUUCAGCCCCUCCUUCUCCUCGUUACCUGGCACCUGCUGCUGCCUUAAAAGCCUGGGAGGCUUCACUCAUGGGGGUCGCUAAGCAGGGCUGGCCGCAUGGCUCCAAUUCACCAGUCUGAUUACCAUUCGUAACAAUAAACCCAGUUUUCUUAUAUUUAAUCCUUGUUUGUCUACUUUAUGUUACUUCCGUCGAGCCGGGUUGUAACAUAUUGGGGACUGGUCCGGGAUCAAUCUGGAUGAGUUAUUUUUUUUUUCUAUUUUUCCCCUAGACAGAGUAACCCGGUAUGCUUUGGUGGUGUUUGGUAGGGUGGCUGUGAGCAGCUUCUUGUCAUGGUGAGUAUGGUGAGCAUUGAAUCUGAGUGCUAUGAUUUUAAGUUGUGAGUGAUCUCCCUGGUUAGUUAGGGAGUGUGCCAGCUGGGCAGAGCAAUCUGUCCUUCCAUCGGUGCACUAUUUGUUAUAUUUAUUUAUUUAUUUGGUUUUUUUCGAGGUAAUCCUGGGUGGAGACUUGUUCUCUGGUGGGGGCGAGCAUUUCAGGGCCUUGGUCACAUGGCUGAGGUUAACUGAGCUUUGCUUUAAAGAGGCCUCGAGCCCGGCACGCCUCAGAAGACAGUUAGGGUUAGUUUGAAGUUAGGCAGGUACCAGGGGGCUUGCUUAGAUGAUCAUUUGCACUCGGAGGCUUGCUCACUGUGCUCAGCAGUGAUUGAUUUGUAAAGUUAUUUGAGUUAGUGACUGCUUUAUGGGGACAGUUGUGGUAACAUGUCCAGGGUCCUAACUUUGUUUUGUAUAGCUUGUGGAUUUGUCAGGUGCGGUGUGUGUGGUGUCUAGCUUGACUUGGUGGGCUAGUUCUCCCGGAGGUUGUUGUUGCCUUGGUCUUGAUUACCAGCAGGGUCCAUUUUGGUAAUGGGUUUUUAUGGGUAAUAUUUUGUGCUACUUAGUAGCUAGAUGGGAGUUACUAGGCCAUGAUCUCUGUGAUCAUGGGUUCAAGAAUCAUUUAGUAGAGAGAAUUUGUGAUAAGCUGUAGUGUUGGAUGAGGUGUGUACUGGGCGUAUUGGUUUAAGUUUAAACCUUGGGUAACGGCGAUUGGUGUAUUUUGGUUAUGUUUGGUUACUGAAGUUAUCUAGUAUGGAGGCUAUCGAUGACUUUAUUAGUGCACCCUCGGAGGAGUUGCUUUGUCAGCUCACUAAAGGACAGCUCCUUAGCCUUGCCAGCCAUUAUGACAUUGAGAUUGCCAGUGGUGAUAAACGUCUUAAAGAUAAUUUAAGAGAAGCACUUAAGGCUAGCCUAGCAGAAGGAGGCGUCCUAAAGCCGUCUGCUUUACCAGCAUAUCAGCAUCAACUUGAUCUUCCUCAAAUGUCAGAUGCUGUGCUGGAGUUCAGGUUGAAGGAGUUGGCGUUUCGAGAAUUAGAACUAGAGGAUAAAGAAAAAGAGCGUAUCCUUAGGGAAAGACAAAUGCACCUAGAACAUGAGCGUUUCCUAAAAGAGCUUGAAUUUAAGCAUGCUGCUUUGAGCUCAUCCAGUUCUGCCUCGGCUCAGUUUAAUGUAGCGAGCAACAUCAGACUAGUACCUCCAUUUGCUGAGAAAAAUGUUGAGAGGUAUUUCGCUCAUUUUGAACGAGUGGCUACUGUGUCAGACUGGCCAAUACAUGCCUGGACAUCGCUUUUGCAAAGCGUUCUGGUGGGAAAAGCACAAGACGCUUACACUGCUUUAAACCUUGAGGAUAUCAAGGACUAUGAAAAAGUUAAAGGUGCUAUUCUAAGAACUUAUGAGCUCGUUCCUGAGGCGUACCGCCAGCGUUUUAGAGGCCUCAGUAAGCUGGAUGAACAAACUUAUGUUGACUUUGCAAGAGAAAAGGAGAUCAGUUUUAGCUCUUGGUGCAAGUCACAGAAGGCGGAAACAAGGAGCAGAUCUGCACAUAACACCGAUCCAAAAUUGAAAUCCUGGCGUUACCCAUGCCAGUCACUGGCCCGUUCGGAAAAAAAAAAUCCGAACGUCAUCUCGUUUAAGUUCCACUUAGUUUAUGUCCAAUAAAGUCCGUGAAUGUACACAUGUCAGCUGUCUAUUACUACAUCUUACAGAAACAAACUACACCGAUGGCAUAUAGAAGAGUUUAAACACUCACCGAAGCACCAUUGUUGGACAUGGCUAGUCACUGUGCUAGCUGACAAGUCAAAGCUGCAUUGGUGUCGGUCACUCCCGCUCGCUCUCGUUGCUUGACGCACGCUCCCGAUCUUGAAUCUGGAAUCGAUUGCUCCUCCUUGGAUCCCCGGAUGUUGCAGUUGAAUUUUUUGAGGUUGAAUUUUUUGCGGUUGAACUUUAAACGUUGAAAAACAUUCAAAUACAUAAUUUCCAUGCAUAAAUAUUCAGUGCCAGAAAUUCAAUGUCUUUUUUGUUUCAAAUCCCGAUGACACAGAUUUACUUCCAUAUGCAUCUACUUAUUGAUUUAAUCGACAGAAACGCUGCAGUGCUUUUAUUUUGAAAUAGGUAGUCUACAGGAAGUGUUGCAAAUAUUUGUGUUUGUGAUGUU
This is a messenger RNA of Pleuronectes platessa (European plaice), 2592 nucleotides long. RefSeq lists its product as uncharacterized. Bases 1191 to 2096 code for a protein of 301 amino acids. The transcript has 2 exons. NCBI's taxonomy places the organism in Eukaryota, Metazoa, Chordata, Actinopteri, Pleuronectiformes, Pleuronectidae. The record is from RefSeq and is a predicted model, not a curated record.